Messenger RNA from Microplitis mediator, 1978 nucleotides. It is a transcript of the gene TfIIB, whose product is annotated as transcription initiation factor IIB. Gene Ontology annotation, cellular component: nucleus; transcription preinitiation complex. Gene Ontology annotation, biological process: transcription preinitiation complex assembly; transcription initiation at RNA polymerase II promoter. NCBI's taxonomy places the organism in Eukaryota, Metazoa, Arthropoda, Insecta, Hymenoptera, Braconidae. The coding region runs from base 95 to 1039 and encodes 314 amino acids. Gene Ontology annotation, molecular function: TBP-class protein binding; RNA polymerase II general transcription initiation factor activity. The transcript is spliced from 4 exons. The record is from RefSeq and is a predicted model, not a curated record.
AUAUAUAUGACAGUAUACUACAGUAUAUACUAACCUGUCCAUCCAUAUUAUCACCAUUUUCUUAGAAAAACUAACAGUGAACAGUUCGUAAAAUAUGGCUAGCUCAAGGAAUGAAACUAAUAAAGUUUGCUGUUACGAGCAUCCGGAUGAUCCUCUGAUCGAAGAUUAUCGCGCUGGUGAUAUGAUAUGUUCUAAAUGCGGCCUAGUAGUUGGCGACAGAGUUAUUGAUGUCGGUUCUGAAUGGAGAACAUUCAGCAAUGAAAAAUCAGGAGUAGAUCCAUCUCGUGUUGGUGGUCCUGAAAAUCCACUGUUGAGUGGCUCCGAUUUAUCAACGAUGAUUGGUCCAGGAACUGGCGCCGCAUCAUUUGACUCAUUCGGAGCUCCACGUUACCAAAAUAGACGCACAAUGAGCAGCUCUGACCGUGCGUUAAUAAACGCCUUCCGCGAAAUAAACGGAAUGGCGGACCGCAUAAACCUGCAGAAAGUAAUAGUAGAUCGCGCAGAGGCGCUUUUCAAGCAAGUGCACGACGGUAAAAAUUUAAAAGGACGUUCGAACGACGCGAUUGCCUCGGCCUGCCUGUACAUCGCGUGUCGUCAGGCCGGAGUCCCCCGGACAUUCAAAGAAAUUUGCGCGGUCAGUAAAAUAAGUAAGAAAGAAAUCGGCAGAUGUUUCAAACUCAUUCUCAAAGCGCUCGAGACCAGCGUCGAGUUGAUAACCACCGGGGACUUCAUGUCGCGUUUCUGUGCUAAUCUCCAGUUGCCCAACUCGGUACAGAAAGCCGCGACGUACAUCGCGAAGAAAGCCGUCGAGAUCGAUAUUGUACCCGGCAGAUCGCCGAUUUCCGUCGCCGCGGCGGCUAUUUACAUGGCCUCUCAAGCUUCGGAAGACAAAAAGUCACAAAAGGAAAUCGGUGACAUCGCCGGAGUCGCCGAUGUCACUAUCAGACAAUCCUACAAAUUGAUGUACCCCUACGCGGCUAAAUUGUUUCCAGAAGAUUUCAAAUUUGUUACGCCCAUCGACCAGCUGCCGCAGAUGUAAAAUUAUUAAUAUAUAUAUUUGUUAUUAAACUAUAUUCUUUUUUUUUAUGAUUAACAUUCAUAUAUAUAAGUAAGUUAUUCAUUUAAUUUACUUUUCCAAAGGUAUUCCUUCAUCUAUGACUUAAAAGUCAAUACUUUUAUUAUUUUUGUUUUUUAAAUAAAAACAGACUCGACUUACGAGACCAUUAAAUGAAAAAUUUUAUAACGAAUGCAAUUCAUUUUUAAUUUCAUCAGUUCAUCGACUGAAAUGUGCCCGCGGCAACAUAAUUUGGGAAUCCUGUUGCGCGAUUUCUACAAAUGAACUAAUAAUUUGUUUGCUGAAAUUUAAGUUGAAGGAAUACCUCAAUUAUUUAUUGUAAUUACGUAUUGGUAAUUAUAACUAUAAAUAUAGACGAUUUAAUUUAUUGUUCAAGAAAUCCAAACAUUCCCGAUCGUCAAAUGGCAUUAAAAAAUAAUAAACAAUUAAAAAUUUGUCGGGAACGAUUUAUUAGACUGAUGAUAAAUUGACAGUAAAAAAUAAUUUUUAAAAAAAUUACCAUUCUAAGCUGGUAAAUUUAUCAAUAAUAAAAUAUUAAAGGCUAUUUGUUAUUUGUAUUAAAGAAAAUACGAAUUUUCGUGUGAGAAAGUUGAAAACUUUCGAUGAAGAAUUUAAAGAGUUUAUUAGCUAAUUUGAUAAUAUUUUUCUUACCCUCCAUUGUAUUUUAAAAUAGUUAUUAGACUAGAUAGUUUUAAUCUAAGGCACCUUAAAUAUCUCGUUUGCAUCAACAACAAGAUGAAUAACUUUUUAUAAAUGGCAAUGGGAUUUAAUUUAAGUUCUUCCUUAAAUAUUUACUUCAUUUAAUUAUUACGUAUCUUAAAACUAUUUUUUCCGAGUAUUCAAUAGUAUUUUAAUUAAAAGUUAAAAUUCAAACUGAAAUUACCACAAUUUUUUUAGUCUUAA